CAGCCGGCCGGCGAGCUCCCCCAAACCGCGCUCUCCCUUGCGGCGGCCCAGGACGGGCUCCUCCUCCUUCCGCCUGCGCCGAUCUUCCGCGAGCAGGGGCGCUGAAGUCACCGCAUCAAUAUGAUGGUGAAGAGAAAAUCCUCUUGGAGCCAGAUUGUGAAAAAUGGGAGGCCCACAAACCUGUCUGUUUCAGCAAGAAACCUCCGACCACAAGACCUUGGAGCUGUAAUAUUUGGCUGCACAAACAAUACCAUCGCAGAAUGCCACUCACGGCAACUUUUUGGUUUGCCAAGAACACAUCUCUCGUAUGUACAAAAUAUCAAGGAAGGACUACCUCUUUUCCUUUUCAAUUACGAUGACCGCAAAUUAUAUGGUAUCUAUGAAGCUGCAAGCAAUGGCAAGUUCUGUCCUGAAUCAAAUGCAUGGACACAAGAUGGCAAGGGAAAGACAAGCUAUCCUGCUCAGGUUGCCAUGCGGGUAAAAGUGUGGUGUGUUCCACUAGCAGAAAGUCAGUUUAGAGAGGCUAUUCUAGCAAACUACUACCAGAAGAUGCCUGGUGCCCCUGGCCAGAAGCUUCAUUUUUUCCAGUUUGAAAUGGACCAUGCACAAACAAGUGCUUUGAUGGAUAUGUUUACCCCUUCACCUUCUACCAACAAUUUCUGGACGCCUCCUGUUGCAAAACCAGCUAAUGAGCCUGUGAGAUCAUCAUGGGCACCAUUGUACGAGGUGAACAAUGGUCUUAAACUGGAGAAGGUUGUAAAGUCAUAUGCAGAUGUUGUAAGCAAGAACAAAUUUGAGCAAGGUGGAACAGGGAAUGUCGAUGCAGAGCAUGCUAGCUCAGGUAAUGAAAGUUUGAAUGGUUUUGAUGAUCUGGGUUGUGGAGACACAUCCCCAGACCCAGUGAGUGAGGAGUGUGUACUACCAGGUAAGGAGGUUCAAGUGCAACAGCAGCAAGAACAAGUACAACAACAACAACAACAGUCUGGUCAGCAGGAUAAGCUUAGCUUCAAACGGGUAUUGGAAAAGCUCAAAAGUUUGUCUGUCCAGCAGAGGAAUUCUGAUUUUUAUGCAAAUGCUACUCAAACUGAAUGUGUUGAUGCAUAUAGCUGUAAGCAUGUGCAAGAUGUUGAAUGUGCAAUUCUGGAUGGACACUCUAAUUUGCCAGAUAACUUAGAUUCUGAAGUAGAUCAGCUCUCCUGGGAUCCUAAUUUGCUGAUGCAACCAUUGGUAUCUGAGUCCUGUACAGAAACCAAGUUGGUACAAAUAGUCAAAGAGUUAUAUGAGCGGAUAGUGGUCAUAGAGAAGAAUCAGGCUUGGUCCAACAAAGAACUCAAAUACCUACAAGGGGUGAAUGAGAGGUUACUAAAACGAGUUGUAGAGCUUAAGGGCACGGUGAAGACAUUGAAUUCAAAGAUAGAUCCUUUAACCCUGGAUGAUUCCCUUAGCCAGUUUGUUGAACAAUGUUUGGGAUCAGAAGAUGUCAUUUAUAUAGUUGGUGGUUUUGAUGGCUUCUCAUUUUUGCCAUCACUAGACUCUUUUUCCCCUUCAUUGGACGUACUAACACCUCUCAAACCAAUGGCUGUUGGAAAGUCAUAUGCCUCAACUGUUGCAUUAGAUGGCAAGAUAUUUGUUCUUGGUGGUGGUGAUGGAGCCUGCUGGUUUGAUACAGUUGACUGUUACGACCGAAGGCGUGAUGAUUGGACCACAUGCCCAUCAUUUAGUCAUGAUAAAGGGAGCCUUGCUGCAGUUAGCUUCAAUGGAAAAAUCUAUGCAUAUGGUGGUGGUGAUGGAAACGAGUGUUUCUCUGACGUUGAAGUAUUUGAUCCGGCUUACGGAAAGUGGACUAAAUAUCGGCCUAUGCUGGAAAAGCGUUUUGCUCUAGCAGGCGUGGAACUUAACGGUGCAAUUUAUGCAGUUGGAGGCUUCAAUGGUAUUCAAUAUCUUAGCUCUGCUGAGAGACUUGAUCCUCGGGAACCUGGUUGGAAAAGACUACCAAACUUGAGUACAGGAAGAGGUUGUCACACACUGGCAGUGCUUGAUGACAAGAUAUUCUCGAUUGGUGGUUACGACUCUGAGGCCAAAGCAAUGGUAGCUACAGUCGAGUUGUAUGAGCCACGAAUGCCAUCAUGGGUGAUGGUUGAACCCAUGAACUACACCAGAGGAUAUCAUUCUUCAGCUGUGCUUGGUGGCUCGAUCUUCACGUUUGGUGGGGUGAAAGGUGAAGCAGAUGCAAUCUUGGAUGUGGUGGAACGCUACAAGGAAGGGUGUGGUUGGGUGACUACUGAGUCGAGGUCAGUUGGCAGGAGGUGCUACUGCUCGGCCAUUGUUCUCUGACUGUCAACGAUAUCGAAACUGUGAAUUUAGUUAGAUUCUGACAAGUAGACAGCAAACUGAUAGUUAAAACUUAGAAGGCUCUUCUUUUGCGUGAACUGGGAGCUGUAGACAUACAUAAGCUCUUAUUCCUCUUUCGCAUGAAGCUGAAAACCGUUCAAUGUUGAGAUAUUUUGAUGAUACUGCAAAACUGAAUUGGUACCGAACAAGAUGGAAAUUCCAUGAAUGGAUUAUUUGAUAUAUCCCUGUGAGGGUUAAUUCAUGGUGUUGAGCUUUGCUUAAUUUUCC
This is a messenger RNA of Oryza brachyantha (malo sina), 2619 nucleotides long. RefSeq lists its product as uncharacterized. The transcript has 11 exons. The coding region runs from base 121 to 2334 and encodes 737 amino acids. Lineage: Eukaryota; Viridiplantae; Streptophyta; Magnoliopsida; Poales; Poaceae. Gene Ontology annotation, molecular function: protein binding. Gene Ontology annotation, biological process: response to endoplasmic reticulum stress. The record is from RefSeq and is a predicted model, not a curated record.